Molecule: messenger RNA, 765 nt
Organism: Papaver somniferum (opium poppy)
Lineage: Eukaryota; Viridiplantae; Streptophyta; Magnoliopsida; Ranunculales; Papaveraceae
Product: putative F-box protein At1g20657
Exons: 2
Coding region: 1-765 (254 amino acids)
Molecular function (GO): protein binding
Source: RefSeq, a predicted model, not a curated record
AUGGCCACCGGUAAGCAGAAAUGGAUUGAAACACAGCAAGAGAUAAAGAAGAAGGUCAAGAAUGGUGAUUCCGAAGGAUUCAGUAAUACUCUUCCUCAUCUUUCUCAUGAUAUUAUUAUAAAUGAUAUAUUAACAAGAGUACCUGUUGAUAGCUUAAUGAGAUUCAGAUGUAUAUGCAAAUUAUGGUCUAAUUUAAUUGUCAAUGAUUUGAAAUUUGUCAGUUUACACUUCAGCAGAACUUACAGUGAUCGUGGAUUUAUUUGGCUUUUUUAUCUUGACCGAGAUAAUGGUACUUAUUUUAUGAGAUCUAAUGGUGUUGUUUUCUAUGAUAUUGAUAGGAAAGAAAAGAAGAUUUUUCAUUUUAGACCUGAAACUGUUAAACUUCCUAUUCUUCAAGAUAUUGCUUGUCUAAGGAAUUCUUAUGAGUUCCUUCCGCAGUUGGCUUAUGAUUCAAUCAUGAAAAAGUACAAGGUUUUUUGUAUUUAUUAUGAUACUGGACGGAUACAGAACGGCCAGUACUUUUUCAAGAUUCUUACUCUAGGUACUGAAAGUGAACCAUGGAGAGAUGUGGUUGUUUCGGAAUUGUAUCCUCGUUUACGGCAUGAUGACCUUCAACCGAGGUUUGCUAGUGGGUCUUUCUAUUGGUUGACCCAUGAUAGGUUUGAGAGUUAUUCAAGCGAUGAUCAGAGAAAAAUACUUGCUUUCGAUGUUAGUAGAGAAACAUUCUACACAAUAAAAUAUCCAAAGGGAGCUUUGAAUGAUUAA